Messenger RNA from Manis javanica (Malayan pangolin), 4640 nucleotides. It is a transcript of the gene KIF11, whose product is annotated as kinesin family member 11. Gene Ontology annotation, cellular component: mitotic spindle; nucleus; spindle microtubule. Gene Ontology annotation, molecular function: ATP binding; microtubule binding; plus-end-directed microtubule motor activity. The record is from RefSeq and is a predicted model, not a curated record. Gene Ontology annotation, biological process: spindle elongation; mitotic spindle assembly; microtubule-based movement. Lineage: Eukaryota; Metazoa; Chordata; Mammalia; Pholidota; Manidae.
AGGCGCGCAGUGGGACGUGACCACAUGGUUGUGGAAGCGGGAGAAGAUGGACGACUUGGGUCCCCCCAAAGCGGGCCAGCGACCCUGGGAACAGUUUCAAUCUGGGAUGCCAGCCACCCUUCAAAGACCAAAGCAGAGACUGGACAGGCCACAGUAAAACAACGGUUUCAUGGCUUGCAAACCCGGCGUAGAAACUACUGCUUACACAGCACACACGCGCAGUUACUACUACUACUGUCAGCGUACUUCGGUCAUUAUAUGCCAUUUAAUUUGGCAGAGCGAAAAUUUAGUGCUCAUUCUGUAGUAGAAUGUGAUCAUGUACGAAAAGAAGUUAGUGUACGAACUGGAGGACUGGCUGACAAGAGCUCAAGGAAAACAUACACUUUUGACAUGGUUUUUGGAGCAUCUACUAAACAAAUUGAUGUUUACCGAAGUGUUGUUUGUCCAAUUCUGGAUGAAGUUAUUAUGGGAUAUAAUUGCACUAUUUUUGCAUACGGCCAAACUGGCACUGGAAAAACCUUUACAAUGGAAGGUGAAAGGUCACCUAAUGAAGAGUAUACUUGGGAAGAGGACCCCUUGGCUGGUAUAAUUCCACGUACUCUUCAUCAAAUUUUUGAGAAGCUUACUGAUAAUGGUACUGAAUUUUCAGUCAAAGUGUCUCUGUUGGAAAUCUAUAAUGAAGAACUUUUUGAUCUCCUUAAUCCAUCUUCUGAUGUUUCUGAGAGAUUACAGAUGUUUGAUGAUCCCCGUAACAAGAGAGGAGUGAUAAUCAAAGGUUUAGAAGAAAUUACAGUACACAACAAGGAUGAAGUCUAUCAAAUUUUGGAGAAGGGAGCAGCAAAAAGGACAACUGCAGCGACUUUGAUGAAUGCAUACUCUAGUCGUUCCCACUCAGUUUUCUCUGUUACAAUACAUAUGAAAGAAACUACAAUUGAUGGAGAAGAGCUUGUUAAAAUUGGAAAGUUGAACUUGGUUGAUCUUGCAGGCAGUGAAAACAUUGGCCGUUCUGGAGCAGUUGACAAGAGAGCUCGGGAAGCUGGAAAUAUUAAUCAGUCCCUAUUGACUUUGGGAAGGGUUAUUACUGCUCUUGUAGAAAGAACACCUCAUGUUCCUUAUCGAGAAUCUAAACUAACUAGAAUCCUCCAGGAUUCUCUUGGGGGACGUACAAGAACAUCUAUAAUUGCAACAAUUUCUCCUGCAUCUCUCAAUCUUGAGGAAACUCUAAGUACAUUGGAAUAUGCUCAUAGAGCAAAGAACAUACUGAAUAAGCCUGAAGUUAACCAGAAACUCACCAAAAAAGCUCUUAUUAAGGAAUAUACGGAAGAGAUAGAGCGUCUGAAACGAGAUCUUGCUGCAGCCCGUGAAAAAAAUGGGGUGUACAUUUCUGAAGAACAUUUUAGAGCCAUGAAUGGAAAACUGACUGUUCAGGAAGAACACAUUGUAGAAUUGAUGGAAAAAAUUGGUGCUGUUGAGGAGGAGCUAAGCAGGGUUACAGAGUUGUUUAUGGAUAAUAAAAAUGAACUUGACCAGUGUAAAUCUGACCUGCAAAAUAAGACACAGGAACUUGAAACCACUCAAAAACAUUUACAAGAAACUAGAUUACAACUUGUUGAAGAAGAAUAUAUCACCUCAGCUUUGGAAAGCACUGAGGAGAAACUUCAUGAUGCUGCCAGCAGGUUGCUUGGUACAGUUGAAGAAACUACAAAAGAUGUAUCUGGUCUCCACUCCAAGCUGGAUCGUAAGAAGGCAGUUGAUCAACACAAUGCAGAAGCUCAGGAUAUUUUUGGCAAAAACCUGAGUAGUCUGUUUAAUACUAUGGAAGAAUUAAUUAAGGAUGGCAGCUCAAAACAAAAGGCCAUGCUAGAAGUUCACAAGACCUUGUUUGGUAACCUGCUGUCUUCCAGUGUCUCUGCAUUAGACACCAUUACUACAACAGCACUUGGAUCUCUCACGUCUGUUCCAGAAAAUGUGUCUACACAUGUUUCUCAGAUUUCUAAUAUGUUAUUAAAAGAACAAUCAUUAGCAGCAGAAAGUAAAACAGUACUUCAGACAAUGAUUAAUAUGCUUAAGACUGAUCUUCUAAGUUCACUGGAAACAGUUUUAUCCCCUACUGUGGUGUCUAUAUUGAAAAUCAAUAGUCAACUGAAGCAUAUUUUCAAGACUUCAUUAGUAGUGGCUAAUAAGAUAGAGGAUCAGAAAAAGGAAAUGGAUUGCUUUCUCAGUAUACUGUGUAACAAUCUACAUGAACUACAAGAAACUACGAUUUCUUCCUUUGCUGAAUCACAGAAGUUAUGUGAAAGCUUAACUGAAGACCUGAAGACAAUGAGGAAAAUCCAUUCACAGGAACUUUGCCAGUUAACCAAUCUUUGGGCAGAGAGAUUCUGUGCUUUGGAGGAAAAAUGUGAAAGCAUUCAGAAACCACUUAGUAAUGUCCAAGAAAAUACAGAACAGAAAUCCAAGGAUAUAAUCAGCAAAACUACUUCUCAUAGUAAAAAGUUUUGUGCUGAUUCUGAUGGCUUGUCACAGGAACUCAGAUAUUUUAACCAAGAAGGUUCAAAAUUGGUUGAAGAGUCUGUGAAACACUGUGAUAAACUCAAUAGCAACCUUGAAAUAGUAUCUCAAGAGACUGAACAGAGAUGUGAGGCACUGAAAGCAAGCACACUUUGUUUUUCUGAACAGUGGGUAUCUUGCUUAAAUAAAAGGGAAGAGGAACUUCAGAAUUUAUUGGAGGUUGUAAACCAAGGUUGUGAGGCUUCAAGUUCAGAGAUUACUGAAAAAUUAAGUGGACAUAAAGCAGCUAAUGAGAACCAGCAUAACAUUUUUCUUGGUCAGAUAAGCACUGAUGAAGAAAAAUUAAUGGCACAAAGUCUAGAACUUAAUGAAACCAUAAAAAUUGGUUUGACAAAGCUUAAUUGCUUUCUGCAACAGGAUCUGAAACUGGAUGUCCCAACAGGUAUGACACCACAGAGGAAGAAUUAUUUAUACCCAUCAACACUGGUGAGAACUGAACCACGUGAACAGCUCCUUGAUCAGUUGAAAAGGAAACAGCCUGAGCUGUUAAUGAUGCUAAAUUGUUCAAAAAACAACAAAGAAGAGAUCAAUCAGGACUUGGAUGAAGAAAAGGAAGUUCUGGAGCACACUAAUGAGGAGCCGCUAAGUCAAAAGCCAUCUGUAGAUGCUGGAAUGGAUUGUUCAUCAGGUGGUGGAGUUCCAUUUUUCCAGCAUAAAAAACCACAUGGAAAAGACAAAGAAAAUAGAGGCAUUAAUGCAGUGGAGAGGUCUAAAGUGGAAGAAACGACUGAGCAUUCUGCUACAAAGAGCAGAUUACCUCUCCGAGCCCAGAUAAAUCUUUAGUUAACCUGAGGGUUGGUAAUUUUAUUUUUAAGAAAAAUGAAAAAUAACACCUGCAACCCCAGGACUUGAGCCUUUUGUAUAUAUAUAAAUGAGUAGAAAAUACCAAGGCUGUACUGUAAAUUUUGUUGAAUUUAAUAUCUAUCCAGUUUUCUGUCAUCCCUGCAGUUCACUGUGUAUUAAAUUGGGUUUCCUUUAGGAUUUGCAUUGAGUAAAUAUGUAUUUCGAACUUUUGAUAUAAAACAGCCCUUUCAUAACGAAUGAAAAAUAUUUUUCUUACAUAUUAAUAAAUGGCAGAUAAACAGAAGCUGCAGUGUUUUUCUAGGCUUGAACUUACAUACACAAGUACCACCAAUGCACCAUCUCAGAAACGACCAUCUUCUUUUCCUGAUGUGAUUGAAUUAUGUCUGUAUUUGCUUGCCUCAUUCCCUAGACCUUUCCAUUCUGCCUUAGCCCACUUUCUUCCUUUUUUGUCAUUUGUAGAGCUACAAAAUGGUACCCAUUUUUAUUGUAUGAUACCAGAAUUUUACCUAGAAAUCACUUCUCUGUUGUUAUCUCCAAAAUUAGUCAACAAUAAAUAACUUUAGAAGUACCUCUUCCUUUAAAAUAUUUAAUUUUUUUCCUCCUAUAUAUGACACAAUUUCAUUCCUUUAUAAAGUCCAACAUAUUAGCCCCAACAGAGUUCACAAAAAGCCAGCUUCUCCAGAAUAUUAGGGAACCUACCUAGCGCUCUGAUUAAUGGCUAUGUGGCCCUAUUUUGAGGCCUGUGUCCUUUGCAAAAGGUAACAGUGAUAUAAGAACUUUUAGAAGCUAUUAAUUAUGACUAUAAUUUAAAUUCUUUUGUUUACCUGAUGGAACUUUUUGUUGUUAUUAUAAUAAAAUAGGUAUAUGUAUAUUUUUCUCUGUUGAAAUCUUAACCUUUAAAAGGGCCCUGACAGUUUAGACCUGGCAGCCGAAUUUCCAGAGAUGGAGAUGUUUCAGAAUGAAGGACUAGAGCACUUAGGUGGAAUAUAUGCAAAGAAUGAAUUAUAUGCCUACAUCAAGUUAAAAUGUAUACAUUUAGAGAUUGGCUUUCGGUAACUAAGUAAAGCCAAACCUGUUGGAGAAUUAAAAGAUACACAAUUUUGAAGAACUAAAUUUACCUUGCAGAAGUAAUUAUCUUAAUAAAAAUAAUGAUAUUAUUUCUCUGCAAAAUCGGAUGUCAACACAAGCUAUGGAUGAUACUAUAAACUGAUGAUACAGUAAUAAAAUAAACUGUUCUCAGUAAAUCCAAGAUGAAUAAAUUUGGU